Messenger RNA from Rhinolophus ferrumequinum (greater horseshoe bat), 1128 nucleotides. RefSeq names its product alkB homolog 2, alpha-ketoglutarate dependent dioxygenase (gene ALKBH2). The coding region runs from base 179 to 1075 and encodes 298 amino acids. The transcript has 4 exons. Lineage: Eukaryota; Metazoa; Chordata; Mammalia; Chiroptera; Rhinolophidae. Gene Ontology annotation, biological process: DNA repair. The record is from RefSeq and is a predicted model, not a curated record.
CUGUGUCUUCUCUUUCCCGCCAGCACUUUCUACAGCAUUUGCUGGAUUUGGAGCUGCGCGAGGUUUGUCUGAGACUUUGAAGAGAACCCUCGCCACCCUCACCCCACGCACGUAUUACACUUUUUAUUUUCUUAUCAAAAUUCGGACAUGGUGUGAAACUUAAAAACAGUGAAGAGGAAUGCUGCUGUGGGGAUCACUUUGCCACCAAGUACAUUUUUACAUCUGGGACAGACUCUGGGCAAUCUUUCUUUGCCUGGCCACUGGCUCUCGUCACUUGCUUUGUGAAGACAGGAUGGACAGAUUCUUGGUGAAGGGGGCUCUAGGGGGCCUUUUGGGAAAGAGACAGCAAGAGCAGACAGGAGGAAGUCCAGCAGAGCUGGGAGAGAACGAGGAAAGCACCAGGAAAAGGCCCAGGAGAGAAACCCCGACGAAUGGCGUUGACCUAGCGGGUCCCAGUUGGCGACACAUUCGAGCUGAGGGCCUGGACUGCGACUACACAGUCCUGUUUGGCAAAGCCGAAGCAGACGAGAUUUUCCGAGAUUUGGAGCAAGAAGUGGAAUAUUUUACGGGUGCACUGGCCAGGGUGCAGGUGUUUGGGAAGUGGCACAACGUACCAAGGAAGCAGGCGACAUAUGGCGAUGCUGGGCUGACCUACACGUUCUCAGGCCUUACUCUGUCUCCAAAGCCCUGGAUCCCAGUUCUAGAGCGAGUCCGGGAUCAUGUUUCUUUGGUGACUGGACAGACCUUCAACUUUGUGCUCGUCAACAGGUAUAAAGAUGGCUGUGACCACAUUGGUGAGCACCGAGAUGACGAAAGAGAACUGGCUCCUGGAAGCCCCAUCGCCUCCGUCUCUUUUGGGGCCUGCAGAGACUUCUUCUUCCGGCAUAAGGAUUCUCGAGGGAAAAACCCCUCCCGGAGGGUGGAGGUGGUCAGGCUUCCACUGGCCCAUGGAAGUUUACUUAUGAUGAACCACCCGACCAACACUUACUGGUAUCACAGCCUCCCUGUUCGCAAGAAGGUUUUGGCUGCACGGGUCAAUCUGACGUUUCGUAAAAUUCUGCAGACUAGAAAAUAAAAAUAUUUUUCAAGUAGGACUUUCAUUUUCUCCUUCCCUCUGUACUUGAAGAG